Messenger RNA from Penicillium pulvis, 3111 nucleotides. Its product is annotated as nucleoporin Nup84/Nup107 family protein. Gene Ontology annotation, molecular function: structural constituent of nuclear pore. The transcript has 6 exons. Gene Ontology annotation, cellular component: nuclear pore outer ring; nuclear pore. Gene Ontology annotation, biological process: protein import into nucleus; post-transcriptional tethering of RNA polymerase II gene DNA at nuclear periphery; regulation of DNA-templated transcription. NCBI's taxonomy places the organism in Eukaryota, Fungi, Ascomycota, Eurotiomycetes, Eurotiales, Aspergillaceae. The coding region runs from base 1 to 3111 and encodes 1036 amino acids. The record is from RefSeq and is a predicted model, not a curated record.
AUGGCUCCCCUCACAAGGUCUUCGCGUACCUUACGGUCGCAGGUUCCGCCUGCGCCUAAGACAUCAGAAAUUAUCAAUAUUGACGAGGACGACGACGAGCGCAUGGAGGAAGACGACAUCUCUGAAAACGAAGAGGAGCUAGAAGACGGGACUGAGGAAGAAACGGAAGAGGAUGAGAUGGACGAGAUGGAUGAGGAGAUGGACGUUACCAAUGGCGAUAUUUCCGAGACUGGAUCCGCCUUCCCAGUUUUGGAACCCAGUCUGAAGUCAAUGAUGGGUUUGACAAGCAGAGCUCAGGAUUCGCCUCAGCUGUUCACUGCUGCUGGCGCACAGGAAGCUCUCCACCCACUCCGCCGCACUGCCGACCGUGUCACUCGCCAAAUCGAGGCCUAUGCUGACAAGCUGGAUCAAUUCAAGCGAAAGAACUCAACAGACGAGUUCCAGAGCAUUCAAGCUGCUUACAAGCUAGUUGAGAGCUACCGGGACCUCGCACAAAAUGGAAUCCAGGACCUAGUGAAACAGCAAACCCUCAAGCGCGCAAAGACCGGAUUCCGACAGAGCAAUGGGACCGAUGCAAAGGACGACGAGGAUGUGAUGCGCUUACAGUACGAGGCUGAUACCUGGCGCCUGCUUCUUAAUCUCAUCAGUAUCGACGACCCGGCCAGUCGCGCCAGCUUCAAGGAAGGGCAACAAACUGCAUUCCAGAACCUUCACCGAUACUCGUCAGAUCGUGAAAUUUGGGAGGAAUUCCUUGCUGCCGAUGGGUAUGCUCUGGAAUGUGUUCUGGCGAUGAGAUGGCUGGAGGAGACGGCGAAGACAGGACCCCAGGAUUUGGAUGUUCUGAUCGCCGACAUGGAAGCGCAAGCGGAAAGAGGCCAGGGUCUGUGGGCUCAUGGAUGGCUGUUCACUAAGGAAGCCAUCAAGGGACACAAGCGACUGCGUGCAUGGCCGCAGCCAUUGGAGCCAAAUGACCCCAGCGUCUCACGCUCUCUGUUAAGCAACGACCGGCAACGACCAUUAGUGACGCAGCUAGAUCCAGAUGCCCUUACCCGACAGAAGCAUGACCUACAACCCCAGGACGAGUUCUUCGAGCGAGCUACAUGGAUGACUUGCUGGAAGAUGCUGAGGCAGGGCGAGAACUGGACCAAGAUCCGAGAAUGGGCACAGGGCCGCCUCGAGAGCUGGAGGGCUGUCAGUCUUUGCGGUUCUAGUGUCGAUCCACAUACUGCCAAAACCCGGACACCCCUCGACGAUGGGAUGACACGAUUGAUGAACAGCCACUCCCACGACUCAUGGCGCGCCGCUUGCUCUGCUCUGACACGCAACUCUGACACAGAUGAGUUCCAGCGGGCCGUAUACGCUCUGCUCUGUGGUGAAUCUGAGCCCGCCACCACGGCCUGCAGCACCUGGGACGAUUUCCUUUACGUGUACUUCAACCGGAUUGUGCUUUCACGCUACCGUGGUUUCUGCAACCAAUUCAAGCACAAGCUCAGCCAUUCUCCUACAUCCCCUGUCACAUUCAAGCCCGAGCCAGCUGGCCAUGCCGAUCUGCAGAAGUUCAUCGAAUACCUGCGAGGCAAUGAGCGGGUCGGUUCUGAGUCGCGCAAUCCCUUCCGCAAUCUCCAGGCUGCAAUUCUCAGCAAGGGCUAUGAUUCCUACUUUUCAUUAUUUGCAAAGGCUGUCUCUCAAGUUAAUAUCAAGCACUAUGGGACAUCUUCUAUUGUCCCUGUCGUGAAUGGCUUACCAGUGGAUGAAUCGUUCCUCAUCGCCGCAGAUGAUGACGAGGCCUUGAAAAUGGCCGCGCACGUUUAUCUUGUUGUGAAAUCCAUUGGUUAUGCUCCUAUCGACACCCAAUUUUAUGAGACUGCUUCCGUUAUGGUGGCAGGAUACCUUUCCAACCUGGAAGAGAGGGGCCUAUACGACCUUAUCCCACUUUAUGCAUCUCUUCUUCCGACCGACAUGUGUCACAGUGUGUUCUCAAGGAUUUUGAUUGAGAUCACCGACCCGCAAGAUAGAAAGCAACAAAUCCGGCAUAUGCAAAAGCAUGGUAUUGAUGUCGCAGCUGUUCUCGACGCUCAAUGGUCAUGGCUUAGCGCUGGCGUUUCAUCAAUUGAACAUUCCAGUAGUGUCACUGGAUACUCCCGGGUGGUGCGGCGACCGGACGGUACCCGAGUACUGGUGCCCCCAAAGAAGGACUUGAUCGGUACUUCCAUGGCAGAUGAAGAUGAGAAGAUGAUUCGCAGUCUGGAGUGGCUUCGCUCAGCUGGUGGCCAGUGGGAUAAGAUCUGCAAGCUUGGAGCUUGGCUCUACCGCAAGUUCUUUGUUGCUGGUAAACUUGCUGCCGCUCGUGAGUUGAGCCAUCGGAUGAAUUUGUCCAAAGUGUCACAGGAAUCCUUUGGCUUGGACAUCUUUGAAUUCCCUACUCUUGAACACCUGACGCCCGUCGAUUCUACGCCUUCUAGCCCAUCGAAGUCCAAGAGGAAUAGCCUUCACCGUCGGAGCCUCUCUAGCAGCAAUGGUAUCUUGAAUAACGACAGCGGUGCUUACCAAAAAGCCACUCGGAUGUACAAUCUUGAAACCCUGGCCCUUGGAUUCGAUGCUCUGGAACAGUUCGCUCUUGCCUACGACCAAAUCUCAAAGACCAAGCGUCGGAGAGAUUCCGGUGCGGUCAAGGAUUCUCUGCAGGAUCUAGCGGCCUUGCUAGAGGAAGUGGAGACAAAUGUGGGCUUGGUCGUAGAGGAGUGGCUUGUCAAAGCUACUGAUGCCGAAGAGGAAAGCGAUUAUGAAUACAUUCGCCAGACCUAUCUUCCUGAUUUGAUUCUUGAUUACCAUAACGCUCUCUACUACGCCAGUCAUUCUCUUGAAAAGCCAUUCCUGCUUACACAGUGCAUGACGGUGUCAAUUUGGGUCGCUAGCACCCCGCACCUGACUCGCAGCUUCACCAAAUCGAAGCGUAUGGCUGAGCUUAUGGACGCCUUGGCUUUGUCCAGCAAGGCUAUGGUGCUCACCGACCCGAAGGACGACCGUGUCUAUGACAAUGGGCAGACAUUGGGCAUCUGGCGCGUGAGUGGGCCUGAGAACGAUGAGGCUGUGUUCGAGCCACGCAAGUGA